CGGGAAUGCGGUGCAAGCGACGUCGAGUGUGCUGAUCUGAGACAUAACUAUAUAUAUGCUCCUCGGACGAAAGACGAUGUCGAACAGAUGGCAGCUUUGCUCGCUUCUUUGGUCGGGAGAGAUCUAGUGCAAUGGAUCUUGGAUCUGGCGGAGUAUUGGGUCCGACACAGAGAACAGGGCACGAAGAAAUGCGUUGUCCAAGGAAAAGGCGACGGAGAAGAGCGCGAACUGCUAUGUCUCACCACUUCGAACAUAAGUGGGCGAGCGCACAAUCCUUUACGCAAGGUCAUAUUCAAGAUCACGUCACACGAUCAAGGAUGGCGAAACCAAAGCGGUUCGUGGACCUGGUUUGAGGCGGGAUGUUAUCGAGAUAGCCAUGAGCUGUCACGUCGAAUAAUCACGUACAAUGUCCCUGCGUCCUCAUUCCCGCACGUCCACAUCAAAGUUUGGGAGUGUGGCGCCGACGCUGGCACGAAGAUAUGGAUGGAGCAGUUCAAACCAGGAGACAGACUGUCUAUCUUUGCAAAGGCGCGAUUCAAUACAUGGGUCAAUCAUAUCGAUGAUGUUGAAGUCAUGACCUUCUGCGCAUGCGUAUAAAGUGAAAAAGGAUACCGGGCAAGGUUCUAUGACCUGCUGUAAUUUCUAUUAUAAGUAUGCCAAUAAAAAUAUGCUCUUUCGAGAGUGACAGCAGCUCACAGGUGUAGAGUCACACCAAUGUCGAGCCAUACAUCGU
Messenger RNA from Laetiporus sulphureus 93-53, 733 nucleotides. RefSeq lists its product as uncharacterized. The transcript is spliced from 3 exons. Bases 88 to 597 code for a protein of 169 amino acids. The record is from RefSeq and is a predicted model, not a curated record. Lineage: Eukaryota; Fungi; Basidiomycota; Agaricomycetes; Polyporales; Laetiporaceae.